This is a messenger RNA of Colletotrichum graminicola M1.001, 876 nucleotides long. Its product is annotated as S1/P1 Nuclease. The coding region runs from base 1 to 876 and encodes 291 amino acids. Gene Ontology annotation, biological process: DNA catabolic process. The record is from RefSeq and is a predicted model, not a curated record. NCBI's taxonomy places the organism in Eukaryota, Fungi, Ascomycota, Sordariomycetes, Glomerellales, Glomerellaceae. The transcript has a single exon. Gene Ontology annotation, molecular function: nucleic acid binding; endonuclease activity.
AUGGCCCGCCUAAUCCCCCUCACGAUCCUGGCGUCCGCCGCACUGCCGGGAGCCCUCGCCUGGGGUGCUCUAGGCCAUGCAACUGUCGCCUAUGUCGCGACUAACUUCGUCGCCCCCGAGACAAAGACAUACAUGCAGCAGCUCCUCGGCGACACCAGCGACAAUUACCUCGCCAGCGUCGCCAGCUGGGCCGACACGUACCGCUACACGGCCGAGGGCAAGUACAGCGCGCCCUACCACUUCAUCGACGCCCUCGACGACCCGCCCCAUUCGUGCGGCGUCGACCUCGAGCGCGACUGCGGGGCUGAGGGGUGCAUCAUCUCGGCCUACGCCAACUACACCCAGCACCUGCUCGACGCCUCCUUGGCCCUCGCGCAGCGCCAGAUGGCCGCCAAGAUGGUGAUCCAUUUCACGGGCGACAUCGGCCAGCCGCUGCACUGCGAGAACCUCGACGUCGGCGGCAACGACGUCGUCGUCACCUUCAACGGCACCAAGACGAACCUGCACGCCGCUUGGGACACCAGCAUCCCGGAGUCCAUCGCCGGGGAUGGGAAGAACGUGCUGACCGUUGCCAAGCCGUGGGCGGCGGCGCUCACCAAGGACAUCAAGUCGGGCGAGUUCAGCGCCGACGCGGCCGGGCCCUGGGUUUCGAACAUCGACCUGGAGGACCCGGAGGCCACGGCGCUAGCGUGGGCGGCGGAGAGCAACGCCUUCGUGUGCACGGUCGUGAUGCCCAACGGCCUGGAUGCGGUAGAGAAGAAGGAAAUCGGCGGCGCGUACACGACGAGCGCGAAGUCGACGGUGAGCAUGCAGAUCGCGAAGCAGGGGUACAGGCUCGCCAAGUGGCUGGAUGCCAUCGUCGCCGAGUUGGCUUGA